Dovyalis caffra is the source of this 1104-nucleotide messenger RNA. The record is from the annotation of a GenBank genome assembly. Lineage: Eukaryota; Viridiplantae; Streptophyta; Magnoliopsida; Malpighiales; Salicaceae.
AUGAGGAUAAUCUUAACUACCUUCCUUGGAGUAGUUUUUGGCUUCUUGAUAGGAGUGUCUUUUCCGACCUUGUCAUUGACUAAGCUGAAUAUCCCUUCCAGCUUCCUUCCUGUCACUGAUAACUCGUACAAUGAGGACAACAAAUCAGGACUCUCACCUCAAACCACUUUGAGUACAUGGUCUUCUACGAAGGUUAACAGCAGUAGCUCAACGCAGGCACCAAAUUUGAACAAUACAUCACAGAUUUGGGUCCCUACGAAUCCUCGUGGUGCAGAAAGACUAGCACCAGGAAUUGUUGCAGCUGAGUCAGACUACUAUUUGCGCAGAUUGUGGGGUAAUCCCAGUGAGGAUUUGACUGGUGCACCAAAAUAUCUUGUAACCUUUACUGUUGGCUACGAUCAGAGAGAGAAUAUUGAUGCAUGUGUUAAAAAGUUUUCAGAGAACUUUACUAUCCUCCUAUUCCAUUAUGAUGGACGAGUUUCUGAAUGGGAUGAAUUUGAGUGGUCCAAGAGAGCUGUUCAUGUGAGUGCCCGGAAACAGACUAAAUGGUGGUAUGCUAAGAGGUUUUUACAUCCUGAUAUUGUGGCACCAUACGACUACAUAUUUAUCUGGGAUGAAGACCUGGGAGUUGAGCAUUUCAAUGCGGAAGAGUAUGUGUUAGAUAAGCAUGGCUUGGAGAUUUCACAGCCUGGUUUGGAACCUAACAAAGGGUUAACAUGGCAGAUGACAAAGAGAAGAGAUGAUCGUGAAGUUCACAAGUUUGUUGAAAUCAUGGCUCCGGUGUUUACACGAGAUGCUUGGCGCUGUGUGUGGCAUAUGAUUCAGAAUGAUUUGGUCCAUGGUUGGGGCCUUGAUUUUGCUCUUAGAAAAUGUAUAGAGCCUGCCCAUGAGAAGAUAGGAGUUGUAGAUUCUCAGUGGAUUGUUCAUCAAACUAUUCCCUCUCUCGGGAAGCAGGGUGAGUCACACAAUGGGAAGGCACCAUGGCAAGGGGUAAGGGAGAGGUGCAGGAAGGAGUGGACUAUGUUUCAGAGCCGGCUGGCGAAUGCAGAAAAGGCAUAUCUUAGGGCAGCAGGACUUGAUCCUUCCAACUCUAAGGGUCACUAG